Molecule: messenger RNA, 4824 nt
Organism: Fusarium odoratissimum NRRL 54006
Lineage: Eukaryota; Fungi; Ascomycota; Sordariomycetes; Hypocreales; Nectriaceae
Product: CMGC/CK2 protein kinase
Exons: 6
Coding region: 271-1293 (340 amino acids)
Biological process (GO): regulation of transcription by RNA polymerase I; protein phosphorylation; regulation of transcription by RNA polymerase III
Cellular component (GO): nucleus; cytosol; protein kinase CK2 complex
Molecular function (GO): protein serine/threonine kinase activity; ATP binding
Source: RefSeq, a predicted model, not a curated record
AAACAACGGGGCAAACCUGGGCUGGGCUGGGCUGGACCCGACCUGAAAUGCCAUCCCACCUUGAUUUUGCAAACCAAGUCAAAGCAGGUCCAGCCUCUCCUCUUCAGCCUCUUAGACUAGAGACCUUGGGUUGGGCUCGAUUAGACAUAUACGAGUAUCUCGGCCUCAACCUCUCAUCUUCAGCAUCUCUAUCGCUCCGACCGUCAUCGACGUCCCGCGACACCAUCUUCUUCUACCGCCAUCCUGCGACGGUCUCGAUCUCUGCCCAUCAUGGCGCGCGUCUACGCCGAUGUCAACCAGAGCAUGCCCCGCAGUUACUGGGACUACGACAGUGUUAACAUCAGCUGGGGUGCCCUAGAAAACUACGAGGUCGUCAGAAAGAUUGGCCGUGGAAAGUACUCUGAAGUCUUUGAAGGCAUCAAUGUCGUCAACUACCAGAAAUGCGUCGUCAAGGUUCUAAAGCCUGUGAAGAAGAAGAAGAUCAAGCGCGAGAUUAAGAUCCUCCAGAAUUUGGCCGGAGGUCCUAAUGUUGUUGCCUUGCUCGACGUUGUUCGGGAUGCGCAGAGUAAGACGCCGUCCCUCAUUUUCGAGCACGUCAACAAUACCGAUUUCCGAAGCCUCUACCCUAAGUUCAAUGACAUCGAUGUCCGGUUCUACAUCUUUGAGCUCCUCAAGGCUUUGGACUUCUGCCACAGCAAGGGUAUUAUGCAUCGAGAUGUUAAGCCUCAUAACGUUAUGAUCGAUCAUGAGAACCGAAAGUUGCGUCUCAUCGACUGGGGCCUGGCCGAAUUUUAUCACCCCGGUACCGAAUACAACGUUCGUGUGGCCUCUCGCUAUUUCAAGGGUCCAGAACUGUUGGUCGAUUUCCAGGAGUAUGAUUACAGUCUCGACAUGUGGAGCCUGGGAGCCAUGUUUGCUUCUAUGAUCUUCCGAAAGGAGCCGUUCUUCCAUGGGAACAGUAACUCGGACCAGCUUGUGAAGAUUGCAAAGGUUCUUGGUACUGAUGAUCUGUUUGACUACAUUGAUAAGUACGAAAUUGAACUGGAUGCGCAAUAUGACGACAUUCUCGGACGAUUCCAGAAGAAGCCCUGGCAUAGCUUCGUCACCUCGGAAAAUCAGCGAUUUGUUUCUAAUGAGGCCAUCGAUUUCCUUGACAAGCUACUGCGAUACGACCAUCAGGAGCGUUUGACCGCCAAGGAGGCGCAAGCGCACCCCUACUUCAACCCCGUCCGUGAUCCCGAGGUUUUCAAGCAACACCUUGCAGCUGCUAAUGGCGCUGCCAACAAGUCUUGAGAGUGCUUGGAGUCGUAGCUCUCCAACACUCAUCAUCUCUGGCGAUCCAUCUCGUGGCAACUCUUAACCAUGAUACCCUGGACCGGCGGUUACUGCUUUCCUUUGUCGGUUUUCCAACCCUGAUAGGAUACACCCAUAUUGGGAAGAGAAUAUCUCAGCCGGAUCCGCCUCGAUCCUUUCCGCCGUGAAAGCGCGUCGACUCAGUGGCCCUGUGAGAUGGAUUUCAUGAGAAUGGGGCUGUAUGAGAAUAUCCUACAGCCUUAGCAUGACGUAUGAUUCGAUCGGUUGGUGCGGUGAGGAGAAGCUUGCGCGACAUGCCGCAUCAUCUCGGACGUUGUUACGGGGGCGAUGUGGAAUGAGACAAUGUGGUUUCGGCGUUCCAGGUUCUGGGGGUUAUAGCACAUUGAGAUCGAGGGCUAAUCUAAUCACCAACACUCCUAACCUUUUUUUAGCUUUGUAGUUGGAGGUUUUCAUGCUUUUGGGUCAGUUUUUCUCGAGUAGCGUUAAGCAUCAAAUAAAACCACAGCGCUAUGUUUGCUUGUUGUAUGUUGAUUCCCACAAGGCUUUAUUUUCUAUGGUCUUCUCUACUAAAAGUAAUCUGUGAGAUCAGAACGGCCAUUCAUAUACAAGUGAAGCAAAAGUCUCGGCCACAUUGAUAACCAUCUAUACCACAGGUUCGUAACGUGCCCCCCGGUGUCUUAACAGUGUUGGUAGGACUGGACAUCUCAUGGAAACGCUUUCUACUGGGGGUCCGUUGGAUUUCUCUGGUUAGGGCACUCGCUCGCCAAAUCCUCUUUGUUGAAGGACGGACGCUUGCUGUCUUUGAUGUUGAUUUGACUCUGCGCGCUAACUCAUCCCGAGACUCGCCGGUGUCUGAUUCCGAAUCCGACACAAAUGAGAGGAGGGAUCGGCGUGAUGAUGGUGCACGAGUAGUACGAAUGGAAGCAUGACGAGGGGUGUGUGGUUUGUGAGAGCUUGAAGGAGGUUCUGUAAGGAGAGUCCUGGUAUCUUUCGGCUUCCGUGGUGUCGAUGCCCCAUGAACCAUGGUAUCUCGAGGCAAUUCGGGGAGAGAUUCGUCAUCAUGUACAGCUUCGUCUUGAGGAGGCGCAUAAUCAAAGGAGUUGUCGUUAAGACGAGACCUACUCUCGUCAGGGGGAUCGCUAUAGUUGGGAGGUUCUUCAACAUGGACGGGCGAGGAAGGACUAGCGGUAGAUGACUGCUCGUCUCCGAUGAUUAUAAAGGUCUCUGGUGCUUCCAUAGGCCCCUCCAGAAUUGUAUUUGGUUCCUGCAACAGCCCGGAUGGCGUCAGAGACACCGGCUGUUCCUCCUGGUCAUCUGAAAUACCCUCAUUGAGUUCUGUUGACUCGUCUGUGCUGUUAUUGGACUUUUGGAGCUUUUCCCAGGACCGCCGAAGCUUGAUGGUCUCAUCUGAAGUUCUAGCUUGUGAUCUAUAAGACGCUGGGCUCUUGGGUUCGCUCCUAAGAUGAUGUGUUACUGUACGUUCUUCAGUCUCUGUAUCAUCAUGAUCCGAUUUUUGUAAGGUUUCUUCACCGCGAUCGGGACAACCAUGGCUCCUCGUAGCAUAGGUCGAGUGAUCUUUGGCCCCAACUUCAAUAUCGGGAUUCGCAGGAUUCGACUUCUUUGGCGCUCCAGCAUCAUGCUGUUGAGGCACCAUGGGGCCCCUUGUUAUGACCUUCGUACUGGAAACAGUAUUAUUAUUUUGAGCCUUGCGUGUUGAGCCUUUGGGUCUUCCCCGCUUGCGCUUGAGAGGCUCUAUAGUCUGGCCCUGCAUACCCCCAACCGUAGGCUCAACUAUGGGUGCUGCUCGUUGGUUGGGUUUUGGUGAACUACUCGCAACAUAGACAAUGGGCUGAGCGCUUCGAAUUCGAUCCUGCGUUGGCAUGAGUGGCGGUGGAGGUUUUCGGUUUUCUACCUGGCGUUUUGGUGCUCUGAUCCUUGAAAGAACAAGAGGAGCUUCGUCGUCUGAAAGCUCCAUGCUAGGAACGGUAGGUACAUCAGAAGCAUAGUGUCUGCCGUUGCCCGUCUUGCGCUCCGGUGCCUCAGGAGCACUGCUGUUGAAAGGAGUCGCGGUGUCCUGUGAAUCUGGUACAACCUGCCUUUGGGAGGUCGCCCCCCUUUCGAGUGCUUUUGUUGGCAACGCAUUGUCGUGAAGCUCCUCCGAAGACGAGGCACUCUCGUCGCCAAUAUGAUCGACGCUUUCGAAGUCUUUGUGAAUAACUGGAUCAGCCUUGUAUAGCUCCACGCUUAACCUCUGCCCUGAUUUCUGCCAUUCUUUGGCGUCGUCCCAUGAGAUCUUGCCCAUAUACUCAGUUUGUUUCCUCGCUCGGCCAGACCGUCUCCGACCAGAAUCGUCUUCUUCGUCGUUCUUCUGAGGCACUUUCACAGCAUUUCCAUUGGUUUCUUCCAGUGCCCCUUGUGAGUGUCGAUGAACCUCGCCUUUCGCAGGUGAUGUUUCUUUUGUUGGGAGGACAAGACUCGCCUCAGGGGUCGACGCUACCUCAGUAGUCUCAGAGAACAUCAAAUCAUCGUCGUCGUCAGUAUCAUUUAUGGUUCUAUCAGGGGCCAGAUCUUCCUGAUUAUCGCGUGGCUGUUCCUCAGACAUGGAUUUGUGAUGGUCAUCUGCAAGUGCCUCCUCUUCCGUACGAGAGCUGCUAGGGUGUCUGCUCGUCGCCUGCUUGGAAGAUGCUUUCAUAGAGCCGGCCCGCUUUGUCCUCUUGGCCCGGUUACGACUCCAAAUCGAUGUCUGUCCGCUAUGAGUAGGGAAGUCGUAUCUGCCUCCGCUAAACCAAGGUCCUGGCAUACUCGGCGGCAUGUUAAAAUAUGGAGGAAUAUCGUCCCGACCCCAGGCUUGCAUGGGAAACCCGUGCAUUCUUCCCCAGGGCCCAAAUCCUGGAGUUGGUCCGAAUCCAACUGACGAACCUGGUCCAUAGGAUGGAGGACCAAAGUGAGAUUCGCUGGCAUGCAACAUGGCGUCAGAAAUUUGUGAGGGAUCCAUGGCCGUAUCCAUAUCAGUUUGUAGUGCUUCCCAGACGACUUCGCUGUGAGUCCUUUGGCUCGUUGGCGCGCCUUUUUCUGCAAACGUUGGUUCUUGGUUGUUCUGAUUGUCGCUCUGAGAAUGCUGUACUCCUUUGACUGGUUCUUCGCUAUCGGAAUAUCCAUCCGUAAGGUCCUCCAGCAGAACUCCUUCAUCUUCGUCGAUAUUACUGUCGCCCUCCAUCCAUAGUCCUUCAACAUCUCCCUCAUCACGCAUAUUACGCAAAUGACCGUUGUUAACGACAAUUUCUCCAGUGUUCAUGUCGAUUUCGUCGCCAAUGCCCUCAAAGUCCCGGCUGUAUUUUUCGAUAAUAUGAGCCAUUGUGGCUUGCAGUUUAUGGUCAGCAUUCGCCCGCUUGAGUGCAAGCUGAAUAUCAGGGUCUCGGCGCAUCCUGAUCUCUUGGGGAUGUGAGGCAAGUUCGUCAUCGUCACUUUCAUCUUGAACCUCUUUUUGAGCUGAAGCGCCCCGUCGCCUUU